UGUACAAUUAUUGGCAUCGCCCAGACAUGGCCAUGAAGUUAUCCAAUGCCCCUCCGCAUAAAUUCACCCCGCCGGACUUUGCUCCGACCCCGUCAUAUCAACACCACAGGACGACAGAACAUACAACACAAAUAACUAAAAGGAAAGGAUACAUUAGAAGAAUAUUGUCACCUGAAUCAAUCUUCAAACAAGUAACAUGUCCACCUCCGAAAUCCCAACCCCAGCCAAAUGCACGGCAGAUUUCUGCUUGAUCCCGAUGGGAACUUCCAGUCCCUCCGUAUCCGCUCAAAUCGCCGACGUCCAGCGUCUCAUUGAAAAGUCCGAUCUGAAAUACACCAUGCAUUCUGCUGGGACUACGCUUGAAGGACCCUGGGAUAGAGUCUACCAGGUUAUCGGGCAGGCACACACAAUGCUUCAUCAGCAGGGGAUAGUGCGCAUACAGACAGAUAUCCGGACAGGAUCGAGGACGGACAAGGCGCAGACGGCUGAGGAUAAAGUGAAUAAGGUGCGGCAGUUGUUGGGCAAGGAAUAAAGGGUCAUAAAUACUUUCUUUUCUCAAGACGAAUGAGAUCAAAAUAGACAUUUCUAUCGCUAUUGAAUCAUCAUUACAUACAAAAUGCCAAUGAACCAGAACACCGCGCCGUCGACAUACUAUGUAGAGAUAUGUCCAAGAUGCAAUAGCAUCAGAUACCAAUUUUCAAAUC
Messenger RNA from Aspergillus glaucus CBS 516.65, 704 nucleotides. Its product is annotated as thiamine-binding protein. The coding region runs from base 197 to 532 and encodes 111 amino acids. The record is from RefSeq and is a predicted model, not a curated record. Gene Ontology annotation, cellular component: cytosol. NCBI's taxonomy places the organism in Eukaryota, Fungi, Ascomycota, Eurotiomycetes, Eurotiales, Aspergillaceae. The transcript is spliced from 3 exons.